This is a messenger RNA of Paramormyrops kingsleyae, 2454 nucleotides long. Its product is annotated as protein sprouty homolog 1-like. Lineage: Eukaryota; Metazoa; Chordata; Actinopteri; Osteoglossiformes; Mormyridae. Gene Ontology annotation, cellular component: membrane; cytosol. The record is from RefSeq and is a predicted model, not a curated record. Gene Ontology annotation, biological process: animal organ development; multicellular organism development; negative regulation of fibroblast growth factor receptor signaling pathway.
UAUUAACCUAUCAAAUAAAUCUGACAACCUAUAUGAUGUGAAGUGUACAAUUUCACUGCAUAAUUAUAAUUACACAGGAUGCUGAAAUAUCACCAAACCCUCAAAUUAAAAUUGGUUCUAGUUUAAAAAAGAAAUUGGGUAACGGGUAUGAAGGAACUUUAUGCGUUCAUGUUCAUGUUAUAUAUGCAUUUUUUGUGCACAAUAAAUCGCUUGAAUUCUGAUAAAACGCGCAUUGCGAUUUGCAUUUGGAGCUGAAGACCAUCGAGACGAUAUCGAGGAGGCACCACAUUUACAUUUGUCUAAAUGCUCUUUUUUAACAUCGCACAAAUGAAUAGGACAAGCGGUUACAGAAAAUGGAUGGAUGGACGGACGGACGAAAUAACUUAAGUCGUCCUUUAAGAGGCGAGUCGGCCCUCCCGCGGCUAACAAACCCCCCUCCCCCCGCGGCGCUUGUUUUCAUUCAUAAGUUUCGCCGUCCUCCAGCGGCGCGUCUCCGGCCGUGUUUAUCAGUCACUCCCCCGCUCCCUAAGCCGGGCGCCCGUCCUUCCUUCCCCCGGCACUCGGCCGCGCUUGCGAUCGCAGUUUACUGCCGGCUCACGGAAAGGCUUGUGCGGAUAAAGAAGCCGCGCAGAGGACGCGUUAGCUGGAUUUCUGGAGGACUUUUACCCAUCAUUGUCAAGACCAAAUAUAGACUGUAUUACUGCCUGGGACAGUCCUGGGUGCAAAACGGACAAAUACAUUAAUCAAGGAUUUCCGAUGCAUGCCAAGUCCACAGUGAGUGUCGGAAGUGGUGAUCGGCCCAGAUGGAAGUCCAAAGUCAACACGGCCCUGGCGGUGUACUGGUCGUAAUCCAGCAGCCCCCGCGGGGGGGCAGGACCCGGCUAGACCGCGAUCGGGAAGUCCAGCGCCCCGCCGUCCUCUCCCUGGACCAGAUCAAGGCCAUUCGCUCAUCAAACGAGUACACAGAAGGGCCCGCGGUGGCCAGACGGCCCCCGUGCCGGACAGGGAAGCCGGAACGCACGCACGAGGUCGUCGGCGUCAACAACAACUGCGAGCGCGGGGUCCCGGUGCCCCCGCGGCAUGUGGGCCGGGCGCCGCCGCUUAGCCGCUCCACCAGUUCUGGGAGCUCGGGCAGCGGCUGCUCUGAGCGGGGUCUCCUGGGACGCUCGCCGCCCAGCCGGCCCGAACGGGGUCGGCCGCCAGUGCUCACCCAGCCGGGGCCCGGCGUGGAGUCGCUAAAGCCGGCGGUGAGAGCGACGGACGAGGCCGACGAUGCGCACCGCUUCAUCUGCGAACGCUGUGGCCGGUGUAAAUGUGGCGAGUGCACGGCGCCCCGCACCCUGCCCUCCUGCCUGGCCUGCCGCGGCUUGUGCCUUUGCUCGGCGGACAGCGCCGUGGAGAACGCCACGUGCAUGUGCCUGGUCAGGGCCCUCUUCUACCACUGCUCCGACGACGACCAGGGCGACUCCUGCGCGGACAGCCCCUGCUCCCUGUCGCGCCCCCACUGCUGCUCGCGUUUCCUCUCCAUGGGGCUCCUCUCCGGACUCCUGCCCUGCCUGCUGUGUUACCCCCCCGGCAAGGGCUGCGUCAGGGCCUGCCAGGGCUGCUACGACCGGGCCAGGCGACCCGGCUGCCGCUGCAAGCACUCCAACACCGUGUACUGUAAGCUGGAGAACUGGUCACCGAAGGGUCCCGCGAAGGCCUCCUGAUCCGGGAAGGAAUUAUAUAAUCGCUGUAUUAUUACUAUAAUUAUUAUUAUAGUGUGUCAAAAUAUUAGUGCCUGUCGAUUUAAAUCCUACGUUUUGGCCAAGAAACCACUCUUUACUUUUUUGGAUCCUUCUUCGCUUUUUGAGACAGGACCUUUGCUCCAAACCAGUGUUUGCCUUACUGGCGCUGCGUGUCAUCCGCAGACAGUCGUCGGCGCUUUUGACACGUUAAGGUCCCCCCUAGUUCAGUUCUACCUUCGCUUGCCUGAAAGCCCCUUACCAAAUCUGUGAAGGACUAUCUCUAGACAAUAUGUAGCUGUUACCAGAUCACCGUGGCAACCGGACUGUCCUGGAGUCACUGGUUAGCGACGCAUUUAAAGUUGCGCCUGGUGGUUCCUUAGUGAUAUUUUGUACAGGACAUUUUUUUUUGUUUGUUUGUUUUCACUCAUAUUUCACAUUUGUUCUGUUCAGACACCACAACUGUGGCUUUUUUCCUUUUGUAAAUGUUAUAUAUAAAACCUAAAGAUGAAUAAUGGCUAUUUUUUAAAGAAAAAGUCAGUUAAAACCCCUUUGGUUGUAAAGAAUAUUUAUUAUGUGAAGCUUUAUUAUUUUAUGAUAUUUAUUGCAAAAGACAGUCUUGAAAUUUUACUCAUGUCUGAAUAUAACAAAACCCAAUACUUACUGAAAAAAUAAAUGGUGAGACAAACUGUUAACUAUAAUGCAGAAAAUAUAUUAAUUAAUGAACAAA